AUGCAUAGCAACAAUAGCAGCAAUCAUAACUACCUAUCAGAACAUUUGCCUGUGCUUGUCAAUGGCAACAAUAAAGACAUACUCAAGCAUUUGGAAUCUUUGAGGACUCGCUUAGGUUUUGCUCGAUUCAAGCUUCGAAAUGGCUGGGAGAAAAACUCACUGGGAGAUGUUGAAUGCUUUUGGAAACAAAGACAACGUCAAUUAAUUAAAGAAAUUCCUAUACCUCGGUUCACUCAGCAAGAUAUCAUUGAUAAACGCUCAUAUAUACCCGCUUCAGGUGCAAGAUAUACCAAAUCUAAAAAACUAAAGUACGAGUCUCGAGCACAAUCUCAACAAAAAAAACAUCAAGAUCAACAUGCAACAGCCAGAAGCAGCUGCCAAGACACUAUAUUCUUCGCUUCACAGCAACAGCAACUUAAAGAACAACAACAACAAACAUAUUUUUUUCAUCACUAUGACAAAGAUGCAUGGAAUGAUAAGAAAUCAAUUCCCUAUCCCCCAGAGCCAGCUUCACUACCAACAACCAAUAUCCGAAAUCACUCCAUUUCCUCUUUUGAUGCUUCGUUUGUGCCAGAUAACUUAAAUGGCGAACCUUCCAAUGUCAAAAACUCACUAGAUUAUUUAUCAUAUGCUAUUGCUAUGACAGAAGGAGGGCAUUCGCCUACCGCUUCACAUAGACAAGAUAGUGAUUUAAUGCCAAAAGAGCCAACAUUACUGGAAGAUGAUGGAGAAGAGGAUGAGGACACCGAUAUUAAUCUAAGAGAUGAUGUGAGCCCUGACUGGACAAGGACAAGCCAACUACGAUUGUCACUUUCAAUUCCAAAUCAAAUGAUAAUGGAGGAAAACGACAAAAGAACACCAAGGACUCCUGUAUCGGCAACAAAUGCAGCCGCUCAAGCCAUGCUGAUGUUUGUGAAAAGGGAACAAAAUCAACAGGACCAAUCUUCAAACAUUCGCACUGUAUCUUCCAACUAA
This is a messenger RNA of Mucor velutinosus, 975 nucleotides long. RefSeq lists its product as uncharacterized. The transcript has 2 exons. Lineage: Eukaryota; Fungi; Mucoromycota; Mucoromycetes; Mucorales; Mucoraceae. The record is from RefSeq and is a predicted model, not a curated record. Bases 1 to 975 code for a protein of 324 amino acids.